Messenger RNA from Anguilla anguilla (European eel), 2953 nucleotides. Its product is annotated as choline O-acetyltransferase-like. Lineage: Eukaryota; Metazoa; Chordata; Actinopteri; Anguilliformes; Anguillidae. Gene Ontology annotation, molecular function: choline O-acetyltransferase activity. The record is from RefSeq and is a predicted model, not a curated record. Gene Ontology annotation, cellular component: neuron projection; cytoplasm. Gene Ontology annotation, biological process: acetylcholine biosynthetic process; neuromuscular synaptic transmission. The transcript is spliced from 15 exons. The coding region runs from base 226 to 2148 and encodes 640 amino acids.
CGCAAGCAGACUAAAAGUGUGACUGUGUGGGAAUGAUUUGUUCGCAGCCAGGUAUCUCAGAAAAGCUAAACGAAGGUUCUUUACUCGGCACAACCAUGGAUGCGAGACACGGUGCUAAAGUGUAAACUUUCUGGACCUUCAAGAGCCGACAGGGCAUCUUCUAUUCAGUUCUUCAAAUAACUUCACAAAAGCGGGGAGAGCUCCUGUGUCUCGCGCAUUUCUCCCAUGUCUGGACGGCUCCAUCCAGCAAUGCCUGCUGUGGGACCUGCCCGCCCGGAGGACCGCCGGAAUAACCCUGACCUGCCCAAACUUCCUGUUCCCCCAUUACAGCAGACCCUGGACACAUACCUCAAAUGUGUGGAGCACCUGGUGACCAGGGAGAAGUUCCAUCAGACCACAGCGAUUGUGCACAAGUUUGGAGAACCAGGAGGCUUGGGAGAAUUUCUGCAAAAAAAACUUUUAGAGAAAAGAGAGAAAACGGAUAACUGGGUUUAUGACUACUGGCUUGAAGACAUGUACCUGUGUAACAGGUUAGCGCUGCCCGUCAACUCCAGCCCCGUACUCGUGUUUCCUAAACAGACCUUCAGCACUCGCUGUGACAACCUCAGAUUUGCUGCUCGUCUCAUUUCAGGAUUAUUGGAAUAUAAGGCUCUCCUUUAUGGAGGAGUCCUGCCUGUGGAGUCAGCGCAAGGCCAGCUGGCCGGGACUCCCAUGUGCACGGCGCAGUAUUACAGACUCUUCACUUCCUGCCGUCUCCCCGGGAGAAGGAAGGAUACGCUGGUCACCUGGCAGGGCAGAGCCACGCCCGAACGGGAGCAUGUGAUCGUGGGCUGUAAAAAUCAGUUCUUUGUUUUGAAUGUGGUGAUAGACUUCUGCCAUGUCAGUGAAGCAGACCUUGUCACCCAGCUGGAGAAGAUUGUGAAAAUGGCGGAAAAAGAGGAGGAGCGGCAGGCUCCUAUUGGCCUGCUCACUUCAGACAGGAGGACGCAGUGGGCUGAAGCCCGAGAUGCACUGCUUAAAGAUUCUACCAACAGAGACUCACUGGACAUGAUGGAGCGAUGCCUUUGCCUGGUGUGCCUGGACGAUCCCAGCGGGGUCGAGCUCAGUGACACAAACCGAGCCUUGCAGAUGCUCCACGGUGGGGGCUGCUGUAAAAAUGGAGGAAACCGCUGGUACGACAAGGCCCUUCAGUUCAUCGUAGGUGCAGACGGAGCAUGUGGUGUGGUGUGUGAACACUCGCCCUUUGAAGGAAUUGUCCUUGUACAGUGCACUGAAUACCUCCUGAGGUAUAUCGCAGAAAGUCCAAAGCCCAGCAGCUGCACCCGUGCGAGACACCCUCCCACCCCGAGAAGACUGCACUGGACAUGUUCUCCUGAAAGCCAGGGGCUCCUGGCAUCCUCCGCCGACUCGCUGCACAGACUCGUGAGUAACCUGGACAUGAACGUACACAAGUUCAAAGUUUACGGCAAGGAAUUCAUCAAAAAGCAAGGAAUGAGCCCGGACGCUUUCAUCCAAGUGGCCCUGCAGCUGGCUUUUUACAGAUGUCACGCACGGUUAGGGCCCACCUACGAAAGCGCCUCCCUUCGCCGUUUUCGAGACGGGCGAGUGGACAACAUCCGGUCUGCCACCGCCGAGGCUCUGGCCUUCGCCAAAUCCAUGAGGGAGGACCAGCCUGCCGUCCCGGACGCUGAAAAGAUGAAGAGGCUGUGGGAUGCGAUCAAGGCUCAGACUGAGUACACUUUACGAGCAAUAACAGGCAUGGCAAUAGAUAACCACUUACUGGGGCUGUGUGGGAUGGCACAGGAGCUGAGAAUGGAAAAGCUUGACAUCUUCACUGAUGAGACAUAUCUCAUUAGCCACCAGUUCACUCUUUCCACCAGUCAGGUCCCCACCACAGCGGAGAUGUUCUGUUGUUAUGGGCCUGUGAUUGCCAAUGGCUACGGUGCAUGCUACAACCCUCAGUCACAUCACAUGACCUUCUGCGUGUCCAGUUUCCGGGCGUGCCAGGACACUAGCUCAGCGGCAUUUGUGAGGGCUUUGGAGGACAGUCUGGUAAAAAUGAGGGAUCUGUGCGAGCUGUGUAACUCUGUAACCAAGGCUGGGAAGACGAGUGAAGGACCUGCCAAUCAUGUGAGAGGAAAAAUGUAAGUACGCCAUUGGAGGGAGUGUGAAGGAUUGCACAGACCAACGCUGCUGGUCCUGUUUUCUUUUUCCUUAGCCAGGUUCCAGUUGAUAACCAGAGGUUUCCAGGGCUGUGUUACAGUACAGUCUAUUGCCAUAGGUUUUUACAUAGUUAUGCCUCUUAAUGAAUUUUCAGAAGAUGCAUCACCUGUAGGGAAGCACAGAAGCAAUGCUAAUGCUAAUAAUGCUGAGCAGUGUGUCUUGUAUGUAUACAGAAUGUGUCCACUUUCCCCUUCACUCAUAUCCUCAAACAACUACAGCCAUGUUUUAAAAUUGUGAAUUAUUUAUUUAUUUAUUUAUUUAUUUAUUUAUUUAUUUAUUUAUUUUAUUAACAUUAUUGAUAUAAUGGUUACAAACGUUAUGCACUGAAAUAUAUUACUGAAUUUAAUGCACAAUUUUAUAGUUUCAACAAAAAACUAUUCAUGCAAUGAAUAUAUUCAAGUUAGGAGUGAUCUUAAUGAUCUUGUUGAUCAUUAAACAGUAAAACGUCUGUAUUUUGUGAGUAUAGCUGUCUGUGUCAAUGUUUAAUUAGCUAUAUUUAUAUGCUCUGCAUUUCAGCGUACAUAAAAGCUUAAACUGUAUUCACAUUGCACAUACAUAAGGGUUACAGUGUAUCAGGAAAUCAUAAAAUUACCAUGAAGAAUGCAGUAUGAGGACAUAAACCUGCACUUUAAAAAAUGCUUUUUACAAAAAAUAUAGACGCAUUAGUGAAAAUGUUGCGUUUUAAAAUGUGUUGUUUGUAUAGUGUUUUAAUAAUUUAUUUUUAAGUAGU